Messenger RNA from Lytechinus variegatus (green sea urchin), 4703 nucleotides. RefSeq names its product zinc finger protein 226-like. Bases 72 to 2708 code for a protein of 878 amino acids. Gene Ontology annotation, cellular component: nucleus. NCBI's taxonomy places the organism in Eukaryota, Metazoa, Echinodermata, Echinoidea, Temnopleuroida, Toxopneustidae. Gene Ontology annotation, molecular function: protein binding. The transcript has 6 exons. The record is from RefSeq and is a predicted model, not a curated record.
CAACAGUUAUUUCGUGAAAAAGUCUUUAAAAUCAAGUUUAAUACAGCAGAGGCUGGGUCUCCGUUUGGGCAAUGGAGUACAAUUACAUUCAUGACCGGCAGGAAACCCGUUCGAACCAAGAAAGCGGCCAAGGGCAACCUCAGAUUCAGCCUCCCAUUCAAUACCAUCAUCACCAGCAGUAUCCACCACCAGCACACCAUGCUAUCCAGUCAGGGUACCAUGGACUCAGAUUGGCCCCUUACAUCAACUCUCUUCAAGCUCCAGGUUCUCUGGCCGGACAGCUGCCCAGUUCAGAAGGGCUUCACCUGUCUAGAAGUCCUGUCACCUCAGGAUCAACGACCAUCACCAACAGGGAAAGCCCCGGACAAAGAGGACAUAACUAUGAUCAUGUCCUUGCAGCUGCUAUGCAAGUGAACAGCACACCACUUCACUACCGGGCCGAUCUUUCCAGUGGUGCUGUACAACUCCAGCAGGUUCAAACAACACUGCCUGCAACUGUUGCAACCCCACCGUCCCUGCAACUGCCAUCCACUCUCAACUCCUCACAAGAUCCAAGCUACCUCAUUGAAGACCUCUCCAACUCAACGCGCAACAGUGUUGCUGCAUCCCAAAGCACCAUCCAUGCCACACCACCUCACUGCAACCCUGCUGUGAGCAAUAUAAACACUGUCUCACCAACAACUCUCACCAGCAAGAAGAAGGGUCCUCCUCGAACAAGAACAAAGAGGGACAGUCUUCCACAACCGAUGGUUCAGAUUGUUGAACCUCAGGUUCAGGACCACAGGCGAAAGGAAUAUGUUCCAAGUUUCACCAAGUACUGUCAAACGGAACCUUUGUUUGACGAGAUUUGGAAACCCGAAGAUGUGAGGGCAGAGCCAUCGAGUCUUCCUUCAGGUCUGGCAUUCAUCCAAGCGAUGGGUGACGAGAAUAAGAUAGUGGGUGUGACUUCUACGGAGGACUUGGAAGAAGGAGAAACAUUUGGGCCAUACACUGGAGAGUUUGUGAAAGAAGGUUUAGGCUGUUACAACCCAUCAACGUGGGAGGUAUGUGUAAGAGGCAGAGCAUGGUUCUAUCUUGACGGAUCCACUGACCCUGAUAAUUGGAUGCACCAUGUCCAGUAUGCCAGGAGCACCAAGGAACAGAACUUGGAAGCCUUUCAAUCAUAUGGGGAUAUCUUCUUCCGUAUCACCAAACCUAUCAAGUCGGGAACAGAGCUUAGAGUCUUCUAUAGUCCAGAGUACAGGAAGAGGGUUGGAUUCCAGACCAGUCUGGAUGAACUUCACGUGGACCAAGAUAACCAAAUGUUCCAAUGUCAAGAUUGUAAGUGCCGUUACACCAACGCCAAGAGCCUCUCUAGACAUCUGAAGUUUGAGCAUGACAAGGAGAACUUACGGAAUGUGGCCGACUUGAAGGUCAAUGUUCAAUCUCAAAUCUUCACAUCACCGAGGCUCGAGUUUAUCUCUUCUUUCCGCAAGAAGGAGGCAAGAACUGCAAAUGCAGCAGCAGAGGAACCUGUUACUGAGGACAUACCAAAGAAAAAUUUGACAGAAGAGAAGAGCAAGAAGUUCCUGCAAGUGAGGUAUGUUCCCUUGAAAACCGGGAAACAGAGCAUCGCUGGGGACAGUCGAACUACCAGAAGUAAGAAAAGAGAUCUUAUGAAGAGAUUCUCUUGUAAGAGAUGCGGGAAGCUAUUCCCAUCAGAAGGACACCUCAGAGAACAUUCAGCAUUCCACCAGGAGACCAAAGACAUCAAGCCUAUCUGCGAGGUGUGUGGACUGGAGUGUAAGCACCAAAGGGCUCUCAAACAGCACAUGCUAUCUCAUGAUUCGUCAUCAUUCCAGUGUCAGAAGUGCCACAAGUUCUUCAAGCGGAAAGGAUGUUAUGUUUACCACCUUCGACAUGAUCAUAAGAUCUUUGUUGGGACUCGUUGGAUGAGAGGAAGCAUUGAAGAUCAGAUGACAAGGUAUGUCGGACCUGAAGAGGAGACCGUGGAAUCUCCUCAACCUUUCCAUCCAGAACUCCCCAAGGACAUGCUUGGAAAGCGAAUACUAAUUACCAGCAAGAAACCAAAGGUCUUCAAAUGUAAGUACUGUCCAAAGAAGUUUUCUGCUCACAACUUGGUGUACAAGCACGAAAUGACUGUACAUACGAACAGUGGUCGUUACAAGUGUGAGUUUUGUCCCCAGACUUUUAUUGAAAAGACCAGGUUUAUUGUGCACAGGCGAAAACACACAUUGGAUCGCCCCUUUAAGUGCGAGGAGUGCCCACGUUCCUUCUCUUCAGAAAGCGCCCUUAAGAAUCACCUUCCAGAACACCGCGGUGAACGACCAUACCAGUGUGACAUCUGUGGCAAGGGAUUCCGAACGCGGAAAUACAUGACGACACACAAGAGGCGUGUUCACAUGGCACCGACAGUAUUCCUGAACUGUAGUUUCUGCGACAAGACAUUCAAGCAUAAAACGGCACUGUCGCGACACGAGAAGUGCCACAAAGGAAUCCGACCCCAUGUUUGCCUGACGUGUGGACGUGCCUUUGGAACCAAGUGCUCACUGCAAUCUCACAUGCACAUACAUACCGGUGAGAAGCCAUUCGAAUGUCCGGUGUGUCAACAGAAAUUUGCCUUAAGCCAUCAUCUUUCCACCCAUAUGAUUCGUCAUGACCGCAAGGCAUUAGCUGCUCCUUCAGAUAAAGACCCAGUUGAUGUUUAAGGAAUGGAUGAAACCUAUCGACAUUAAUCUUUAGGUUAUAACUGGAAAAUGAUGAGAUCUAUGGGUCUGCAUUAAAAAAUCAGUAAACUUCCCAUUCUUCCUUGCAGGGCUGAGUUAUUUUAAAAAAAUGUUCUUUCCAGAUUCCAAUUUCGUAGUACCAUUUACAAACUGGUAUUCCUAUACUUGUAUAUGGAUGUCAGAAAUUUGAACACAAUAAGAAAAGGGAGAUGGGUCACUUCCUUGCAUUGGUGGAGCCAACCGGAUGACACUACCAAAUCUGGGUUGUACUUGUAUUUCAGACAUUAAUUACCCUGUUCCCGAAUUCUUAAUACCUAGAAUGCAACAUGAUUACAUAGUCUUUGAAUGAAAUUCCAGUGCUCUUUUCAACAAUCUUAUAUUUUUAAGAAACAAAGUGUUUACAGUAAGCUUCCAAGCAAUUCUGAACUGCUCCCGAUAAAGAUUGAUUCGCCAUCAUUGUAAUCUAUAUUCAAGCUAUUUUUCUGAUUGUUUUAUGAAAGGGUAUACAUGUAUUCCAAAUGUAUUCCUAUUGCCUGGGGUAUGUAUAUAGCAGAGCUCCUAAAAAGACCUAGGUGUUCCAUUUCCCUUGAAAUGUUUUUUUUUUCUUCUUUUCCCCCUGAAAAAUGUCACUGCACUCUGCUUCACAUCUCCAUCGUAGGAUAGAAUGAAAGAACAAAUUAUGACAGUUGAAAACAAACAAAAGUUGUUGCCUUGUCAAUGGAAAAUGUACAUUGAGAGCUAUCAAAUUCUUGAUAUUUGAAAAGAAUAUUAUAGGAAUAUGGUUGCUCAUCCAAUGUCUACUUUACACAAAUAUAUUGAAAAUAUUCUGAAUAAUGGCUGAAACUUUUGGGCCGCUGCACGCUUAUCUAUGUAUGGUGCAUGUGACCUUCAGAAGAAUUGACUAAUUUAUUAUUUGGGUGACUCCAUUGCUUUUCAUUGAAGUUCUUAGAUCCUUUAUAAACAGCCUGUCACAAUAACUCAGAGACACUUGCCUAAAACUCAAACCAGAAAUAAAUUUUAUCAACUGAAUCUUGCCAUGCCCCUUUUGUGGUUCUUUUUACAUUUUCAAACUAUGGAUGAAACAAUCUUGCAUUUCUUAGAAACGUACAGGGAUAUUGUUUAUAAACAAUACAUAUUUAUAAUAUUUUUGCUUUGAUUUAGUGUUUAAGAGGCAACAGGGCAUUUUCAUAAUUGGAUAAAUUGCUGUAGCAGUCUCUGAGAAAGUUAUUGUAUUUGUUUAUUAUACUUUUAUGCCAUAUUUUUAUACAGAAAUAUCUUGAUAUUCAAGAUUUUAGCUUGCCAUUUAUCCUAUGACCAAAUAUUGAAUUGAUGUCAUGUGGCAUCACAAUAUGCUUAUAACAUCAAUAACUCUGUUAUAUUCUUUGAUGCAUUUUGCCAAAUAUUCAUUUGUUCUUCCAUUUGUUUAUCCAAUUUCAUAUGCCAGGAUUAAUUUCACCUUUAAGUGUCAUUUUAUGCAUUGAUGUUUCUAUUAUCACUUUAUUGAUAAGUGUUAAUAGUUGCAUACACAGGGCCGGUGCCGGAAGGGGGAUGAAGUUGCCCACUGAAAUUCACCCCCCCCCCCUGUGAUUUGUCAAGUAACUCACGGGGGUAAAAAAUGAGAGGAGAAAAAGGAAGAAAGAAGGAAGACAAAACAAAAAAAGGAAAGGUUUAUCCUUGGGUUAAAUAACUCUAAAAAUACUUUAUAACAUCAUUGGUAAAAAUGUGACGUUUAGGUUGUCUUUUCACCUCCUUCCACCCCCCGCCCUCAAAAUAUCCUGUACCGCUCGUGUGUGUACAUACUUGACCUUAGCUAUAUUUCUACCAACUCUCAAAAGAUAUUUAUGCAAUAUACAUGUAUCUCUAUACCUUGUAUUCUUCUUCUUGCCAUUCUGAUGUGAAGGAUUUUUUUUAAAUGUACAUUCCUUUAUAUCAAUUGAUGAAGCAUUGCUUAAAAUGCUACAAAUAUACCUAUGAGUU